AAAGUGGACUACCUGACGUACCUCCAGACCUACGAUAAGUUGUAUGAGAUCCUUCGCGAACGCAAAACUGCGUCAGGUGCCUAUCGUCACUACUUGGAGCGCCUCAUUUCUUAUCUGGAGGGCUAUUUGUCCCGUGCAAAACCGAUGCUGGAUCUUGCUGAGGUCUCUGCUUCUGCUCUCGCUCGUUUCGAGCGCGAAUGGGCGGAGGACGUCUUCCCGGGUUGGGGUAGCAGUGGAAGUGGCAGUGGUGGAUCUGCUGCACCCGCUCUCUCUCGUGCUGGAGCACAUCUCGACCUUACGCCCUUCCGACAGGCCGAGGAACUGGCUUCUCUUGGCCUAGAUCGUCUCAAAUCAGCCCUCCUUGCUCUUGGCCUUAAAUGUGGUGGCACAUUAGAGGAGCGUGCUCAGCGUCUCUGGGCCACGAAAGGUCGCGCUCUUGAGGACCUUCCUCCCGAAUUUUUCCCUUCCGCCAAAGCAGCUACUCGAUCCAGGAAUCACCGUGGAGGUGUUAAUUCUGUUGCGCCGGAGUAA
Molecule: messenger RNA, 531 nt
Organism: Hydatigera taeniaeformis
Lineage: Eukaryota; Metazoa; Platyhelminthes; Cestoda; Cyclophyllidea; Taeniidae
Source: the annotation of a GenBank genome assembly